CUCAUUUACUUCCGGAUAUUUGUAAAUAAACAUUGUUCAACUGUAUUUUGAAGGAAGCCUUUCGCAAGAAGCUACAUAGCAUCAUAAAAUGCAGGGCGGGCCACCCUUGCCUCCAGGAUGGGAGGCUCGAUGGGAUGCUAACCAGGGCGCUUAUUUUUUCAUUGACCACAACACUAAACAGACUACAUGGAUUGAUCCAAGAAUUAAAUUACAAGCUAAUCAGCCCCAGCAACCUCAAUAUGGUGGACAGCAUGCUGCCGCAGCCCAGCUUUUGAACCAAGCAUCUGUGAAAAGUCCUGCAACAAGAGAAAUCCCGCUUAACACUUAUAACAGGGAUGAACAUAGAGACAAAGGGAGAGAACUCACAACAUCCUUUCCUACUAAGCACCCACCACCAGACACAAAUAAUGACAAGUUGGAUGCUUCAAUCAAUGCCCUCAUGAAGAGCCACCCAGGGGCCACCUAUGACAUGGUUAAAGAUAUCCUCGUCAGUGUUAACAACAACCACUCGAAGGCAAAAGAAACAUUGGAAUCCAUGGGUUACAAGCUGAAAACAACAGGGGGCGCUACAUCUGCCAGUCACUCCAGGCAAUCCUCAGCUAAACGGACAGGUCAGACAGGUCACAAGUCCCCAGCGAAAGAAUCCUCGCCUCCAAAAGAGACGAUAUCUGAAGAUCAGAAGAAGAAAAUUAAACAGCGCAUGGCUGGGGCAUUUUCGCAUCUUGAAGCUAAUGUGAUUGAGAUGGCAUUAGAUAUCUGUCACUACAAUGAAGGAAAAUGUCGCACUUUACUGAAAGGCUGGAAUGAUAGGAAGAAGCCAGAAAUAGGUGACAGAUCUAAAACAUCAGACUCAGGGUUCAGUGAAUCCAGUUUCAGUAGACCAGCCACUUCAGAGCCUGCUGCUUUUGAUAUGGAUGCUGGGUUACCAGUCACACUGGAGGCUGAUCCAGACAGCUCCAUAACUUCACCAAAGAAAAAAAGUUCUCCCAAGAAAACUGCAAAAUCACAUCAGGACAGGUCAAGGACACCAGAUCAGCGACCUUCAUCAUCAAGGACACAGCAUCAAAGAACUAAACAUGCAAAAAAGAGCACACACAAGGGAUCUUCAGUAGCCAGACAACCACACACUGUAUCUGAGUAUAAAACAGCUGCCAUUGGUCCUAAUCCAGAUCUAAGGAAAGGUCCAGAUGAUUCACUUCUCAUACAAAACUAUGUAGCAGCUGUGGGUCCUAACCCAGAUCUAAGACACGGCCCUGAUCCCGGGCGGUUAGGGAGCAGAGUGGUAGCCAUGGGACCCAAUCCCGACCUGGUUCACGGACCUAUGUACCUUCAGGACUCUAGGAGGCUGAUUACUGUUUAAGGUGGCAGGCCAAACAACAUACAGGAAGCUAAACAACUGGAAAUGUGAUUGAAUGGUAAUCAUUAGGAGCACUGGAUUUGAAGAUCAAUCUGACAUGCAUGUAUCAUUUUAUGCAAAACUGAAGGGAGUGUGUUAUAAAACUUUUAAUUGUUUAAAAAAAUUUUUUAACUAGUUUGUAUAUUGAAAACAUUUUAAUAUAUAGUUUAUAUAGGCAUUAGAAGUAUCUAAAAAGUCUAUACAUUUUUCAUGUACUUGUAUAUACAUUGAGAAAUUGUUGGAUUUCAAGGUAUUCCUUGUAACUUUUGAGAUUAGAUUUUUCUCUCCUUAAAUGAGCAGUUUGUUUACCUGUACAUCAAUUUUAUCAUUUAAAAAAAAAUCUUGAACUGAACAACUACAUUCUCCACUUAAUUUAUUCAGCAUGCCUAGUCUCCCAUGUUAAAUUUUGUAAAUGUAGCUGUUUCCAAUUGUAAUGUUCAGGUGAUAACCUUGAUUUUUUGUGCAAUUCAUUAAUUUCUUGAAUGUUGUAUCUCUAUUGUAAUGCAUUAUUUACACUUUCUAUGAAAAAACUAAUAAAAACAUAAAAUUCA
Saccostrea cuccullata (small rock oyster) is the source of this 1947-nucleotide messenger RNA. Its product is annotated as BAG family molecular chaperone regulator 3-like. Lineage: Eukaryota; Metazoa; Mollusca; Bivalvia; Ostreida; Ostreidae. The transcript has 12 exons. Bases 89 to 1360 code for a protein of 423 amino acids. The record is from RefSeq and is a predicted model, not a curated record. Gene Ontology annotation, molecular function: protein binding.